Messenger RNA from Prorocentrum cordatum, 529 nucleotides. NCBI's taxonomy places the organism in Eukaryota, Dinophyceae, Prorocentrales, Prorocentraceae. The record is from the annotation of a GenBank genome assembly.
ACCGGGCACGUCCUCGGCGAUGGCGUCACAGCUUCAGGCCGUGCUGCUCGUGUCUGUGGCCGUGCUCGGGCAGAGCAGCCGGAUGGACAUCGCGCUGCACAGCCAGCUGGGCAUCGAGGAGGCCGUCGCAGAGGCCAGCAAUUCGAGCUCCCAGGGCACCUACACGUGCGAGUGCGACGACAAGCAGGUGAUGAAGAUGGGGCACAUGGCGGCGGUAGCCCUGGGCGCCUUCCCGUGCCUGCAGAGGUGCGGCGAGAUGGGUGCCCAUACCUACUGCGUCUACGUCUCCUCGCGCCACGGCGGGAGGACGUGCCACCCCGUGCCGCCCAAGGAGAAGUUCUGCGUGAAGACAAAGUGCGAGCAGGGUGUGCUCUCCUUCGGCCAGUGCACCGACCCCUUCGACGUCACGGAAGAGGUGGUCGCGUACAAGAGCGACCUCGUCGGGGCUUAUUUUGCCCGCGAGGCCGCGCGCAAGUGCAGUGGGUGGUGCACCGAGACGCAGGACAUCGACGCGGGCGCAUGUCACUGA